Messenger RNA from Sapajus apella (tufted capuchin), 472 nucleotides. Its product is annotated as putative pregnancy-specific beta-1-glycoprotein 7. The annotation marks the transcript as partial. Gene Ontology annotation, molecular function: protein tyrosine kinase binding. Gene Ontology annotation, biological process: regulation of immune system process; signal transduction. Gene Ontology annotation, cellular component: cell surface; plasma membrane. The record is from RefSeq and is a predicted model, not a curated record. Lineage: Eukaryota; Metazoa; Chordata; Mammalia; Primates; Cebidae. The transcript is spliced from 4 exons.
AUGGGAGGAGCAGAUGGCCCGGACACCCCCACCAUUUCCCCCUCAGACUCCUACUGUCAUCCAGGCACAAACCUCAGUCUCUCCUGCCACACGACCUCUAACCCACCUGCACAGUAUUUUUGGACGAUUUAUGGGAGGAAUAAAGCCACAGGUUUUGCUGAUUGCUGCCUGGCCCACCUUGGGGUCCUCACCUGGAAUGGGCAGCUGCUGGACCCUUUUCAGCUUCAGUCCUACUUUGCCCCCCUAGGUUUUCUUCUCUGCCGCCCUCUGGUGGACAGGGAGGGAAGUCUCCACACAACCUCUAACCCACCUGCACAGUAUUUUUGGACGAUUUAUGGGAGGAUCUAUCGACAAACACAAGAGAUCUGUAUCCCCCAAAUCACUGCAAAGGAUAACGGGCUCUAUGGUUGUUUUGCUCAGAACCUAGCCACUUGCAAGAGAAGUUCCAUAUUCAAGACUAUCACAGUCCCGG